Peniophora sp. CBMAI 1063 is the source of this 2076-nucleotide messenger RNA. Lineage: Eukaryota; Fungi; Basidiomycota; Agaricomycetes; Russulales; Peniophoraceae. The record is from the annotation of a GenBank genome assembly.
AUGCCCAAGAUCGAGGACAUCACUCCGCCACUCAAGACGGCUGAACCAUAUGCGAAGCUACCGCUUCUACUCCUCGAUCCCGCGGCCGACCGAAAGAUCGUUAUCCCCCGCCUGGAGAGUUACCAGGACAUGAUCAUGUUGGUGAAACGGAAGUUGGACGGACUUGCGAAUGCGUCUUCCAAGAGCGUCGUGCUAAAGUCGACUUCAGUUCCUGGUCUUGAAGGGGAGAAGGUGGAGAUUAGCGAGGAGGCUUGGCCGGAUAUUGCCGCGCAUGUCAAGUCCAUCGAGGUUGAGGCCACUAAGCGAGUGCGCUCUGAUACUGUGGGGAAGGCCAAAUAUCAAAACGGCGCUGUCUUUUCAUCCGACGCCGCGCCGCCUGCUAACGUCCCACGAUCCUCUACCGCCAUCUCAACGUUCUCAACCCCCGCCGCUGCCUCAUCAUCCUCCAAGAAACGGCCCAAAACUGCAACCUCCACCGCGGUCCAUGCCUCUGCCUCCAAACCAAAGACCCUCGCCCCCUCACAACCCGCCGCUGGACCAUCACGCCCAAGAAAUUCCGAACCGCCCAAGAUACGCGCUGUCGAUGCCAGUGUCGACGAAGUCGAGCCAAGGUCCUUCGCAGCACCCUCGGUGCUAGGGUUUGGCCAAACGUCCCUAUCCCCACCUGUCGUUGCGGAGAAGCGCGCGCCUAUUGUGAGCGGCAGCAAAUCCACUCCCGGUUCUCGUACCUCUACUCAGAGCUCUGCAACACAUCCGGCAAUAGCUACUCUACCCUCGCCCAUCGUUGUGCUUGACUCGGACGACGAGGAGGAUUGGGGAGGGUACGAUGAUCCAGAACCAGACAUACCGCUCAGUACACUCGUCGAUGUGAAGCCGUCUCCGCACACCACCACACAGAGUCGUCAUGUACUGUCUGUACCUUCCGCGUCCAAAGUUCCCGUCUCCGGCGCUGUUUACGUGUUCACGAGAGACGACCUCAAGACUUGUAAAGCGCCGCCUAACUUCGUCGCUCAUGAAGUCUUCAAGGGCAAGCAGAAGAUGUCCGACUGUCUAGACAUGCAGGUCCCUAAUGGCGCCUUCUACACGGCGAAAUGCCAUGCCUGUCAGAAACGCGUACUGCCUUGCCAAAAGAUCGGGCGAAGCUCGGGCGGAACGGGGCGGAACUCCGCGCAUACUGCGGCACAGCCGUAUCAGCUUGCUCCACUACUACUCCUCGACGGUGACCGCAAGAUCGUCAUGCCACGCCUGACAGACUACAAGGCAAUGCUCACGUUGGUCAAGAAGAAGAUACCAGAUAUCAGUGAUUGUGGUAUAGAAGACCUCGUCUGCAAGUCAACGUCAGUACCUGGUCUUGAGGGGGAGAAGGUCGAGAUAGGUGAGGAGUCGUGGGAAGGUUUGGUCCCGCGCCUGAAGACAUUCGAGGUUGAGGGUGACAUUAUCCUUGUCGUUGGUGAUGGCAAGAAUAUUGGCACCGCUGCUCGGCCCUGCAAGGCAUCCGGACCAUCUCGUCCCCACAAACCCACGCACAAAGCAACCGAGAAUACUGGUCGAAUUACAUACGCACUCCCAGAAGUCGCGACGCUUCCCUUUGAUAAGAUGGUAGCGAUACAUGCGGGCUCCGCUAAAGACUUGUCGUUGAAAAGUACCCACAUUACAUGCGAUGAGCGGUUCAAGCCUAUAAUCCGGCCUAGAACAUUGCCCUCUCAUCGCAAUGUUACCGUCAAGAUUGCUGUGUUUGGCUACGCCCGAACACAAAGCUUUAGUCUGGACUGGCAAGAGGCUUUCGAGGCCGAGAUCAAUGGGCGAAUGACAUUGGGAGAGCUGAAAGCGAAGCUCGUCCUUGUCGGGACCUCAAACACCAGGAAGAAUGGCGCAUCCACCACGUAUAACGAGGUACUAGGGAACUCGUUCAAGUCGCCCCUCACCCUCACGUUCAACGACAGUCUAGGCAAUGACUGGUGGAAGGACGCACCUGAGGAUGAUAGUCGCGUGCUUGCCUCAUUCCUCCAUCUCCCAGAGUCCCCGCCGAGCUACUACUACCUCCGCAUCCACUGCUUGAGCACGUACGAUGGCUGA